CUCGCCGCCUCGUCGGUUCUCUCCACCUCUCGCCGCCUCUCCGCUUAUCGCCACCUCUCCGCUUCUCUCCGCCUCUCCGCCUCUCUGCCUCAAUUUGCGAACGGUUUGUUUCUUUGAUUUGUCUUAGUCUUUGUUUCAUUAUUAAUUUUGUGACUUUGACUUGGAUCAAUAUUUGUUUGCUUGUGUGGAUUGACUUUUUGAUUAUGUGAACCGAUUUUAUUGAACAAUGUUAGUGUUUGUGUUUGUCUUUGUGAGUGUUACGAUACUGAUUUCGUUGAACAAUGUUAUUGUUUGUGUUCGUGACUGUUACUAUACUGAUUUCGCUGAACAAAGUUUGUGUGUAGUUGACUCUUAAUUGUCUUAGUUUGCUGAUUUGUUUGCGAGAUGGAGAUUGACUUGUUUUAAUUUGAUUAAUCGAUCUACUGUGUUUCUAAAUUUAAAUUUGAUUAGACAAUGGUGUUUGGUUUUGAUUAUUAUCUUGUGUUUGGCUCAGUUUCACUCUUACGUUUGUUUCGGACGUUUGCGUGUUUAUGCUUUCAUGUGAUGUCUUUUGGUGUUAACAACCAUGUGUUUUAUUAUCUUUUGUAGAUAUGGAGCUUGAGCUACCCAAACGAUUGUAUGCAGAGGGUUCAGAACCUCGGGUUAAGAAGAUCAACAACAGUUGCCGCAUGGAACUUAUCAGAGAUCUGAAGAAAGCUAUGUGUGCCGAGUAUGAUGAUGUGAAGAGAGAUCCAGUUUUCACACAUAUCAUGGCUAUUGCCGAAAAUGAUCUCAAGUUCUCUGGGAAACUAGUGGAUAGCUUCAUAUGUAGGCAGCUGAUUACCUCAAAGCUGCAUGAGAAGUGGUUUGUUUUUGCGAGGACGCCUCUCCGGUUUUCGCUUCAGGAGUACCAUGCCGUGACAGGCCUCAAGAUUACACGGGAAACUAACAGUGACGUAGUGAAAUGGAAAAACGACGGGGGUUUUUGGAGUAACCUACUGCACACAGGUGGUAAGAUCACCUUGCAGUCGAUCAGAAAGGUUCAUCUACAAGAAGUUCACACCUGGACUCGGCUUGAUAGGAUGAGGUUGAUCUACUUGUGUGUAAUAGUGGGUGUGGUGAUGGGGAGAGAUGAGAAGGUGUCCAUCCCUCAUAUGUACAUCAAGUUGGUGAUGGAUUUUGACAAGGUUCGGAAGUUCCAUUGGGGUCUUCACUCGUAUGAUUUCCUGCUGAGUUCGAUUGAGAAGGCUAGGAAGAAGUUGGGUAAGAAGGAGAGCUACAUUUUUGAGGGUUUUUCCUAUGCUCUCCAGAUUUGGAUUAUGGAGGCAAUUCCAGAUUUUGGAGAAAUUUUAGGCAGAAGAGUCUCAGACAGCUUCAAAGGUCCAAGGUGUGGCAAUUGGAAAGGAGUUGCAAAAGUUUCUUAUGAAGACAUCAUUGAGCUCGAGGACUCCUUAACUAACAAGGAUAACUUCUUCUCGGUCAUAUCAGUGACUGGUAAUGGUGAUGUGUUUCUAGAUGCUCAGUACACAAGGGAGGGUGAGAUGGAAGAUGAACGAGUGGACCUUGUUUUGGAGAGGAUCAGGAACAAGUAUGAUUGGAGCAGCACAGACUGGCCAGUUUUAGACCCUGAAGAGUCUAAAAUGGAGGAACCCGACAGCCAUGAUAGAGGGUCAGAAGCUGAUAAGAGCGUGGAUCAUACGGAUGUUGUAGCAGACGAGGAGACCUCUUCGGUUCAGGUUGCAGGAAAAGGCAAGAGAAAGUUUCUUGAUGAAGGAGCAGAGACAAGAAAGAAGAAGGUGCUGUGUAAGCGAUCAGCAGAAAAGUUUCUGACUUUUGGUCCUGAAACUAAGAGUUUCAUUGAGGGUCUUAUCCGCACAUCUGUCACUUCAUUGGGAGAUGUGCUCAGUAUGCAAAUGGCGAAUAUGGAGAGAGUGUUUACAGAGAGGAUGGGGAAGAUGGAGAUUGAGGUUUCACAGCUCAAGGACGCAAUCAGUUUGACUGGUGAAGGAAGCUAUCCUAGUAAGAAAGAAACUGAAGAAGCUCCACUAAACAGCAAAGCCAAGCAAGCUCCACCUAAGAGCAAAGGCGCUCAAGCUCCACCUAAGAGCAAAGGCGCUGAAGCUCCACCUAAGCGCAAAGGCGAUCAACCUACUCCAACAAAAAAGGACGGGAAAAAGAUUGCUACAGAAACUAAUGAUUUUGAUUUUGGAUUGAGUACACAAGACUUGCGGGACCUGUCCCAAGCUACAUUUGUUGACGGUUUUGAUCUGUCUCAAGUGAAAGCUGAGACGUCAAGUAAAUCGAAACCGUUUAACAUGGCUCCACUGCAGUGGAAUGAUGAGGAAAUGGAUCGAACCAAAGAAGACUCGCCAGAUGCCGCGUUGGUGUUUUUCCGUGAAGAGGAUUGGGAAAAAGUUAGAACUUGGUCAACUUCCUCUACACGUAUACGGAUUGGACCUGCCACUUUAGAUUUUGAGAUUGCUAAUCGUCUUAUGGAUAAAUCUGAGUGGUUAAAUAGCUUGGAGAUUGACGCUGCAAUGUACGUAUUCCGGGAGAGAACAUCUUUGAAACGAUGGAGACCUCAUCGUGUCGCCUUCAUGACUGUCGUCUUCAGCAAUAUGAUUAAAAAAGAGUAUGGUCAUUUAGAAGCUCAGGGUAGAAAGAGCUACAUGCUUCAUAAUUUGCUACUGCAGUUCGGUAAAGGAGUCCUUCCACCACAUGGCAGGACACAUGAGAUAUGGAAUAUAGAUGUGGAUCGCCUGUAUGUCCCUGUUCAUGUCAGUGGGAAUCAUUGGAUCGCCUUGUGCAUCAGUUUCGUGACGAGGAGCAUUGAAGUGUUCGACUGCUCGGGUAGGAAAAGGUACAAGGAGGUGGAUGGGUUCGCAAACCUUAUUCCGCGUAUUGUCAAGGCAGUUCAGCCUAUGAGACACCAGAAGGAUUUCACAGUCGGUGCAUAUACUGUUUCCUAUGUCCCCGUUGGGAAUCUGAAUAAAAGUGCAUGUGACUGUGGCGUCUAUGCAGUGAAGUUCAUUGAGUGUCAUGCGCUUGGAUUGGAGUUGUCGUUGUUGCAUGAUGGUAACAUUAUCGAAGCUCGCCACAGGAUUCUAUGGGAUCUUUGGGAAGCAGCUAAUGAUCCGGAAUUGAUUGAUAGGAUGUCAAAGUAUCAAUCCCCGGAGUGUCUCUCUUCGACUGUAGAGGAGAUUUUGUGAGACUGCUUGGUUUCAAGUUCUAAUGUAAUGAACAAGAUUGCUUAAUCUGAUGUAUAACUUCUAGAUUUUAUUAUCAUUUUUAGGAACAAGACUGCUUAGUUUAUUGUAUAACUUCUAGUGUUUAAUUAUGAUUUUUAGGAUUGACUCUUGUAAUCAAAUGUACAUCUUGUGGUUUUGUUAUUAA
Molecule: messenger RNA, 3372 nt
Organism: Brassica napus (rape)
Lineage: Eukaryota; Viridiplantae; Streptophyta; Magnoliopsida; Brassicales; Brassicaceae
Exons: 5
Coding region: 591-3188 (865 amino acids)
Biological process (GO): protein desumoylation
Cellular component (GO): nucleus
Molecular function (GO): deSUMOylase activity
Source: RefSeq, a predicted model, not a curated record